Leptonychotes weddellii (Weddell seal) is the source of this 4300-nucleotide messenger RNA. NCBI's taxonomy places the organism in Eukaryota, Metazoa, Chordata, Mammalia, Carnivora, Phocidae. The record is from RefSeq and is a predicted model, not a curated record.
CUCCAGAAUGGCAGAAGACGAUACAUAUUUGGGAGGGCAUGAACAAAUGUUUCAUUUGGAUCCUUUGACUCAUACAAUAUUUAACCCAGAGUUAUUUCAACCAGAGAUGCCACUACCUACAGCAGAUGGUCCAUACCUUCAAAUAUUAGAGCAACCUAAACAGAGAGGAUUUCGUUUCCGUUAUGUAUGUGAAGGCCCAUCCCAUGGGGGACUCCCCGGUGCAUCUAGUGAAAAGAACAAGAAGUCCUACCCUCAGGUCAAAAUCUGCAACUAUGUGGGACCUGCAAAGAUUAUUGUUCAGUUGGUCACAAAUGGGAAAAACAUCCACCUGCAUGCACACAGCCUGGUGGGAAAACACUGUGAGGAUGGGAUCUGCACUGUAACUGCUGGACCCAAGGACAUGGUGGUCGGGCUGGCCUGUUUCCUGUUGAAUAUCACAGUUGGUUCAUCGUCUGUUUUGGAAUACUCUUACAGUUCCCGGCUGACCUGUGAGAGCUUUGAAAUGCAGGGUAAUUGUCAGAGUUUCAGACUAAUUGAUCACUUAGUGUUUCUGCGGAUUUAUCCGAGUAGGGGAAGGACACCAAGCUUGGCUGAGUCUUUGUUAAAAAAACAACAUCAACAACAACAACAAAACACCGAAAAAGCAAAGCAUCAUGAGGUUUCAGUUGUUUUGCUUGCCAUUUCAGGGUACGGCUUCCCUCACUAUGGAUUUCCUACAUACGGUGGAAUUACCUUCCAUCCUGGAACCACUAAAUCUAAUGCCGGGAUGAAACACGGAACAAUAGACACCCCAUCUAAAAAUGAUUCUGAAGGUUGUGGAAAGAGUGUGGACAGAGAGGCAGCCAGCCUCCCUGGGAAAGUAACUGAACCUGCAGAACAAGAUAAGGAGUCCAGCACUGGGGAUGAUGAGGUUACUCUGACGUAUACAGUGGGAGUAAAGGAAGAGAACUCUGGGUUUCAGGACAACCUCUUUCUAGAGAAGGCUAUGCAGCUGGCCAAGCGGCAUGCCAACGCCCUUUUUGACUACGCGGUGACAGGAGAUGUGAAGAUGCUGCUGGCUGUCCAGCGCCACCUCACUGCAGUGCAGGAUGAGAAUGGGGACAGUGUCUUACACUUAGCAAUCAUCCAUCUUCAUGCUCAGCUUGUGAGGGAUCUACUAGAAGUCACAUCUGGUUUGAUUUCUGAUGACAUUAUCAAUAUGAGAAAUGAUCUCUACCAGACACCCUUGCACCUGGCAGUGAUCACCAAGCAGGAGGCUGUGGUGGAGGACUUGCUGCGGGCCGGGGCCGACCUGAGCCUUCUGGACCGCUUGGGUAACUCUGUUUUGCACCUAGCUGCCAAAGAAGGACAAGAUAAAAUUCUCAGUAUUUUACUCAAGCACAAGAAGGCAGCACUACUGCUGGACCACCCUAAUGGGGAAGGUCUAAACGCCAUUCACGUAGCCGUGACGAGCAACAGCAUGCCGUGCCUGCUGCUGCUGGCGGCCGCCGGCGCCGACGUCAACGCGCAGGAGCGGAAGUCCGGGCGCACGGCGCUGCACCUGGCCGUGGAGCGCGACAACAUCUCGCUGGCGGGCUGCCUGCUCCUGGAGGGUGAUGCCCAUGUAGACAGUACCACCUAUGAUGGGACUACAGCCCUGCACAUAGCAGCCGGGAGAGGGUCCACCAGGCUGGCAGCUCUUCUCAAAGCAGCAGGUGCAGAUCCCCUGGUGGAGAACUUUGAGCCUCUCUAUGACCUGGAUGACUCUUGGGAAAAAGAUGGAGAGGAUGAAGGAGUCGUGCCUGGAACCACACCUCUAGAUAUGGCCACCAACUGGCAGGUGUUUGAUAUAUUAAAUGGGAAACCAUAUGAGCCAGAGUUUACAUCUGAUGAUUUACUUGCACAAGGAGACAUGAAACAGCUGACUGAGGAUGCAAAGCUGCAGCUCUACAAGUUGCUAGAAAUCCCUGAUCCAGACAAGAACUGGGCAACUCUGGCACAGAAACUAGGUCUGGGGAUACUAAAUAAUGCCUUCCGGCUGAGUCCUGCUCCUUCUAAAACUCUUAUGGACAACUACGAGGUCUCCGGGGGUACCGUAAGAGAGCUGGUGGAGGCCCUGAGACAGAUGGGCUACACCGAAGCCAUUGAAGUGAUCCAGGCGGCCUUCUGCGCCCCGGGAACUGCGGCCCCUGGCCCCGGGAAGGUGGCGCCUCAGACCCUCUCGCUGCCCCUCUCACCUGCCUCCACGAGGUCGCCAGUAGGUAAGGGAAGAACAGAACCAGCCCCUGAGGUAACCUCCUGCUCCCCAGGCUGUGUCUCGGCGUCUUGGGCUGUGGCUGUCCUCCCCACCAUCGUCCCCUGUCCCGUGUGCCUGUCACCCCUGCAGCUCACAGGUGCUCCCCUCUGCGCCUCUCCUGACGCUGCCGGUCAGGUGGGCUACUCUCCCCAGGAGCAGUCACAUUGACCCGGGAGUCACUUGGAUUCGUGCUAAAUACUAAAAACAACAUGAUGUGGCUGCUUAAGGCUAAUAGUGUUUCUCUCACUUUUUAAAUGUAAAAGAGAAAGAAACUCACAGAGCAAGGCGUAGAGAGCCAGGAGUGGCCCCAGACUGGGGAUGACACCACAGUUCCCACCACAGCGCCCUCAGCUCCUCACCUCAGCCCAGAAGUGGCUUCACCUUCUCCCUGCGCCUCCUCCAGGCCCCCAGCACUGAGCCUCUGUCACCCACCCGAAACACACCACAGAACAGCACUCCCAACAGCCCAGUAACCCUUUGUUUCUCACCAAAUGUGUUCUCACACUCUCUCAACAACCACUCGGCGCUUUGUCUGGACCAUCCCUCUCUCAGUCCCCACCGAGAACACAGCAGCAACUCGAAUUCCCUCGUCCUUGACAGACCAACAGUUGGCCUUGUCGGGCAGAAGCUCUGCCAUCCUCCAGGAGGUUAAGGCAAAAAUCCGAGCCUCGCCCAUGGACACUUGCUGCUCGCAGUCAAAACGCACGCAGCCCCCAGUCCUUCCUCUGGGACCACCUCUCUUGUCCAUCCACACUUCAUUUCUUGCCUCAGUUCCUGCAGCAGCUCCUGGUCUGCCCCCCUGCCUUCAGUCCACUCUUGACACAACAGGAGUAAGAGUCUUUUUAAAAAGGAGUGCUAUGCCUAUAGCUGUUGGGUGCCUCCCAGUUCACCUGUCCGCUCACCAGAGCUUUAUUGAAUUCCUCCCGUGUGCCUAGCACUGUCUGAGGCUCUGAAGAUGGAGCAGUAAGUAAUAAAGGCAAUGUUCCUUUAUCCAUUCUCUCUCGCAAAUCCCUUUCAUAUGCCUUUCCUCCCGCCCCACUUCCCUGUACCCCCCGUCCCCCAAACCUCCGCUCACAAGUCUGAUCCCAUCUUAGGACCCGAACCUUCCCUGCAAAGAGCCUCACCUCGUGGCUCCUUCUUGCCCUUCAGUUUCAGCCCAAGUGUCACCUCGUCAGGGGCCUUUCUAGGAGAGUAAGGACAGAUGUUGCACACUUGGAAGGAGUAAUGUGUCCACUAGCAAAACAACCCUCAUCUCCUAUCUCGUGACCUGACGCUCCUUCCACACAAAGAAAUAGGAAAAUACUUAUAUCUUUAACAUUUGAUUUGAUCUCUGACUUGUAGUUAUUUUUAAAAUUCCUCCUACACAUAAUAGAAACCCAGUAAAGAUUGGGUGACUGAAUCAAAUCAAUCAAUAAAUCAACCAAAUUAGUAACAAGACAAUAGUGUGUCACUGCCAUUAAGGUCUUUAUAUUUUAAUAUUGGAACUGAAUAUACAAGAAGAUAGCAUUUUGAUUUGUGUAUAUCAGACUUUGCUUCUUUGAUCACUUUCUAUAGGAAAUAAUUCAACAUUGUUCAGAUCUCUGAAGACACUUGUCAACAAGGAGAAUGUGACCUAAUUGUUCAUCACAGACUCCUUUUCAUCAUAAUCACCUUAUCUUUUUUUCUGCUACCGGAAGGUUUUUGAGGCAAUGUGUAGCAUUUACUAGCACGUGAGGCCCAGAGAGAUACCUCAUUUUUAGUUCCUACUUCAGUCACGCAUUUAUUUUGCCUGGGUUCAGCAAUUUCCCCAGCUGGAAAAUAGGUAAUACAGUGGUUGGAAAAAUACACCUGAUUUCUAAGAAAAAAAAAAGGCCCACCAUGAGUUAGGAGAAAUCAGAAAGGAUUCUGAUAAACGUGAUGGUAAGAAAGAGAUUUGAAAACAUUUGCCUAAUUUUGAUGUCUUCCUGGUUUUUCUGUUGCUCGGGGCUCUGCCUCCCUCGGCCGACCACGAGCACAGUAACGACAUAGUGACAGGCCAGUGGCACG